CUUAGCAAUCCCAUCGAGCUCCUCAGGGGCAGCAGGCGUACCACCAAGACUUUCAUCGUACUAGACUGGCUUGAACUUACUCCCGCGGUAUCUAUACGACAUCCUCUUGCCCUCCACUUCUAGGCGUACCUCCUCUACGUCUCUUCAGAAAAUUCCCGAUAAUCGCACUCCAGACGCAAGACAGGUAGACGACAAGAUCAUGAGGAGAGACCUAGGCCAGUCUGCAGCGCAUGCCCAAGACGAUUCAGAGGUUUUGCAGCCACCAGUUGUCGAGCAUGGCGAUGCAAUUGACCCUACUACAGCGGAGUCCUCGGGGAAUGCGCAACGACGGCAAGAACAGCAGCAGUACGAGCAGGAGCAGGCAGACGUCAGCAUCGAAGACGUAGACGAGGAGGAUGGAGAAGAGCAGGCCCUCGUAGGACGGCAGCGCAACAGCUCCGAAUCAACCAUUGGAGCUUCGACGAUGAAGAGUGGUCGUACACGGACUGAGGCUCCUUCAGUCGCCUCUCUGGGCGAAUCAGCCGUCUUCCGGGAUCGACCCCAGGCGCCGCCAGCAGCAGUCAUCUCCAGCAGACGACGGAGGAACAAGAGCAGAAGCCACCUGCUGGUCAUCUGGCAAAUUGCAAAAGAAGCACUCCCCACAUUAGUCCUCUCGUUGCUCUCCCUUAUGUUCUCCGGAGAGCUCCUGGUGCACCUCGCCCGCUGGCCGGUCUUCCUCAAGGUGGACAAGCUCUUUGUUCUACUGCCUAUCUUGCUCAAUCUCAAGGGCAAUCUGGAGAUGAAUCUCUCGCUGAGGAUGAGCACCAGCGCCAAUAUUGGGGAAUUGGACAUUACGAGGACGAGGCAGACGCUGAUCGUAGGAAAUAUGACCUUGCUGCAGGUGCAGGCAUUGAUCGUCUCUGCGGGAGCUGGAGUCCUGGCUUUCCUCCUCGGCAUGGCUGCCGAGUCGUCAUCGAAGGUCGCGGAGGUUGCAUCUGUAUCGUCGCGGUCGGCAAACUCACUCAGAAGUCUGCUACAGAGAGGAGCAACGCCCAGGGGAAUGGGCAGUGCGCUCAGCUCGACUUCGACGGCCUCGGUACCCUCCUCGCCAUUGCAACCACGCCGCAUCAUUCACCACCACCCCAAGCCUCCUGCCGACCCAGCCCUUCGUCUGCGCAAUGGCUACUUCGAGUUCGUCCUCGUCCUCGCCACAGGUAUGCUCUCCGCCUCAAUCUCCUCUGCCAUCCUGGGCAACUUCAUGUGCGCUCUAGUGGUUGUAGCCCGACAAGUUGGUGCCAAUCCGGACAAUAUCGCGUCCCCUCUAGCUGCCUCUCUCGGUGAUCUUCUCACCUUGAUCAUCGUGGGACUCUUGGCCUCCUUUCUGAUCAACUUCGAGGGCACGAUACUCGCCUCGCUCAUCCUCCUCUUCCUCAUCAUAGCCUGCAUAGUCUGCUUCAUAGUCACCCUGCGGAACACCUAUGUCCGUGAGCUCCUCUCCUCGGGUUGGGUCCCCCUGAUCAUCGCCAUGUUCAUCUCUUCUGGUGCUGGACUGGUCCUCGACUCCUUUGUGCAGCGUUACCCCGGCUUUGCACUACUGAGUCCCGUAGUGACGGGUCUACCGGGCGCGUGCGCGGCCAUCUUUGUCAGUAGGAUCAGCACGACGCUUCACUCCGGCAAGGGAGAGCUAGCCCUGAUCGACUCGCCUACGAGACACUCUCCUCUGGGCAGCUCGAGACCUGCAAGCGGGCCGGGCUCUUGGGUCUAUUCUGGCCUAUCCCACUUCUUUGCUCUCUUCCAGUCCGGUCCACCCACUGAGGGUUGGGUAGUCCCCCUCUCUCUUCUCGUCAUUGGCUUCUCCAUCGAGACACUCUUCCUCCUCUUCGUCUGGGUCAGUGGACAGAUGCACUUUGGCUGGCAAUUCGUCUUCACCUUUUGCACAUUGGGACUAGCGGCAGUGGGCUUUGCACUUUGGGUUGCACAUGCCCUGACACUUUGGUUGUGGAAGAGGGAUUAUGAUCCUGACAUCUACUGUCUGCCCUACGUCUCCUCGAUUGUAGACGUGGUAGGUCAGCUGCUCCUUGUAGCUGCGUUCGGAAUAGCCAUCUUCCUCGGUGACAAUAUCACUACCAGCCUUGGCGCGAGCGAGGGCAGUGCAGGCGCUUGAGGGGCACGUAAUGGCCUUGACCCGAAAUUCGUGGAUUGAGCUGAGAUGGUCACUGUAAUAAUAUAUCACACUCUAGAAAGCUAGAAUAUAAUCCUGCCGUCAGUCCCGUCUCCUGCUCCAUAGCGACCCUGCAUGAGUGCAGCCCGAUACACCAUUACUAGGCGCGCCGUAGAGAAGAGGAGGACAAGAUGGUUCAU
This is a messenger RNA of Microstroma glucosiphilum, 2340 nucleotides long. RefSeq lists its product as hypothetical. The transcript is spliced from 4 exons. Gene Ontology annotation, cellular component: plasma membrane. Gene Ontology annotation, biological process: monoatomic cation transport. The coding region runs from base 200 to 2143 and encodes 647 amino acids. The record is from RefSeq and is a predicted model, not a curated record. Gene Ontology annotation, molecular function: monoatomic cation transmembrane transporter activity. NCBI's taxonomy places the organism in Eukaryota, Fungi, Basidiomycota, Exobasidiomycetes, Microstromatales, Microstromataceae.